Messenger RNA from Scleropages formosus (Asian bonytongue), 1603 nucleotides. RefSeq names its product glycine N-acyltransferase-like protein 3. NCBI's taxonomy places the organism in Eukaryota, Metazoa, Chordata, Actinopteri, Osteoglossiformes, Osteoglossidae. Bases 251 to 1090 code for a protein of 279 amino acids. The transcript has 5 exons. The record is from RefSeq and is a predicted model, not a curated record. Gene Ontology annotation, molecular function: glycine N-acyltransferase activity. Gene Ontology annotation, cellular component: mitochondrion.
GGUGUGUGUUUGUGUCCCUCUCCCUCUCCCCGGUCGCACCGGAGGAUAGAUCGCUGCUCCUUCCACUGUCACUCGGACCGUGUCAGUAGCGCCUCGGUCGAUCUGUUCGUGGGCGAGUUCGACUUCCGCUCAGAACCAGUCAUGCAUGGUGGGUGUGGACAAGAAGUGAACUGGAACUGACAGAGACUAUUAUUAUAACGAGUUUCGUUUGGGGGAACGUAUUUAGCGCUUUCCCGGCUCCUGGAUCGCGAUGCAUCUUCUGACAGAGGAAGAGCUGAAGGUGGCCGAAAAGGCGGUGAAAGGGCUAUUUCCCGAGUCAGUGAAGGUGUACGGGUGCCUCUUUAACAUGAACAGAGGCAAACCGCAUAAUUUCGAUGUAAUUGCGGAUUCCUGGCCAGACUUCAGGGUUAUCAUCUGCAAACAGAAAGCGCAGCGCUCUCUGGAUCGAGAGGGGGAUUUCAACAUAUACAACAUAUACUCGAAGGAUAAAGAAAGUCUGAAAAAAAUGCUUAGUGUCCCUUCUGUUAUAAACUGGAACACAUUCACUUUAUUGGCAGGUGUUGACAUCAACCACUUGGACGCGGUGAAAGAACUGUGCAUUUUCCAUAAUGUUCGAGGAGAAACAGAGGGAAUAGUGUACCUGCUACUGUUAGAGGAUGCCAGUCAUCUCAAGGACCCAGAGUGCAUUGCUGAAUGUAACAUAGUGCCUCUCACUGCUGACCAUGCUGAGCUGGUGAACAGCAAUUGGAAAUAUGGAAGGAAUGCUAUGAGCUACAACAGUGUGAAAAACUAUAUAACCAAUUUCCCCAGCUGGUGUGUUCUGGACAAAAGUGGAAAGCCGGUCUCUUGGAUACUGAUGUAUCAGCAUGGGGCAAUGGGACUGCUGUAUACUGUACCUGAGCACAGACGCAAGGGCUACGCUAAACUCCUCAUCUCGAUAAUGGCUAAACACCUUCUGGAGCAAGGAUAUCCUGUGUACUGUUUUGUUGACGAAGGUAAUGAAGCAUCUUAUCGGCUGUUCACCUCUAUGGGCUUCAGGCACAAGCCUGACUAUCAUACUGUGUGGUUUCAGAUUAAUGAAAAGCUUUAAUCUGUUUUUCCAGGAAUAUUGUGCAGGGCUUCAUAUGUUUGAAAGAAUGUUCAAUUGUCAUACACAAUAUCGAUAAUUUUUUGAAUAUUAAAAAUUCACCAUACCUGAAUUUAAUAUUUAAGUAUAUUCUUGCUGAAUUUUUAUUACAGUGAUAUUUUCAAAAUUUGGCAAAAUUUUAAACUGUGCCUCUAAAAUCAUGUCCGGAAUUCAACUUGAAUAAAGUUGCUGAAGAAAACAAAGCAAACACAAAACACCCAUUCCUUAUGUAACAGCAUUAAUCUGUGUCAUGAAAUGACACAAAUGUGGGAAUACUUAUUGUGAGAGCGUGAAAUUAACAUUGUGUCUUGGGGAAAGAACUAAUCGAUUCUCAGGUCAAAAUGUUUAGUCAAAGUAAUUGAAUUGCCAAAAUAAAAAGUAGUUGUAUGCAUGAUAAUCUUAGUACUGCGCACACACGUUGUCUGAAGCCGCUUGUCCCAGACAGGGUUGCGGCAAACCGGAGCCUAACCUGCCAAC